AUGGCGUCUGCCGGGCCGGUCAAAGGCACGAAUCGAGGUUACGCGACGAGGUCGUACUUCACGUCGCGGGGUGGCGACGCCCAUGGGUCCGCUUUCAGGUCUGCGGUGCUCUCAGCCGAAACAGCCUCGGACCAGACCUUCCAGCCAUGGAUUCACCAAGCCUCGCGCACAGGCUCGGGAACAGGUCCUCGAAAGGAGCAGAGCAACGGGAAGGGAAGCGAAGCUUCCGGAACAGCAUCAGCAGCUUCUGAUGAUGAAGAUGCUCGCGCUCGUGCUGACAUCAGCAAAACGGCUAACAUCAUCACGGAACGAGUGGACGGGAAGCUCUACACGGUGAAGCUGAGAUCUCUCUACUCCGCCUUCUGUCCACGUGGCAUGCUGAUAAUGGCUGCGCUUAGAAGAGCAUGGGGUGCUGGGCGGAUUGCUGCCGGGACGGCAUGGCUGUCGCUUAGGGUGGUGAGUGGGGUUGGUGCAUUUGGGUGGAGUGUGAGACGUAUCAAGAACAAGAUUGCAGCGUUGCGGAAUAUGGGUGCUGGGCGGAUUGCUGCAUGCACAAUGCAGCUGUCGCUGAGAGAGGUGAGUGGGACUGGCGCGCUUGGGAGGUUAGUUGGCUCGGUGCAUUCGGGUGGGUCCACAGGGGUGGGUCCACAGGGGUGGGUCCACGUGGGUGGGUCCACGUGGGUGGGUCCACAUGGGUGGGUCCACAGGGGUGGGUCCACAGGGGUGGGUCCACGUGGGUGGGUCCACGUGGGUGGGUCCACAUGGCACUUCCACAUUGGAGCACUUCCACAUUGGAGCACUUCCACAUUGGAGCACUUCCACAUUGGAGCACUUCCACAUUGGAGCACUUCCACAUUGGAGCACUUCCACAUUGGAGCACUUCCACAUUGGAGCACUUCCACAUUGGAGCACUUCCACAUUGGAGCACUUCCACAUUGGAGCACUUCCACAUUGGAGCACUUCCACAUUGGAGCACUUCCACAUUGGAGCACUUCCACAUUGGAGCACUUCCACAUUGGAGCACUUCCACAUUGGAGCACUUCCACAUUGGAGCACUUCCACAUUGGAGCACUUCCACAUUGGAGCACUUCCACAUUGGAGCACUUCAGUGAUCAGGGCACUCUCUUCCCCAUGCAGAUGCUUUUGAGUCGACUCAAAAUCAGUGAUCAGGGCACUCUCUCCUCCAUGCAGAUGCCUAUGGUCAUGGUAUCAGUGCGCAGGGCGCUGGAGCACUCCCACAUUGCCAAACAGAAAUUUCCUGUCUUGACCCUCCUCGCUCCCCCCCUCUCUCCCCCCCUCUCUCCCCCCCUCUCUCUCCCCCUCUCUCCCCCCCUCUCUCCCCCCCUCUCUCCUGCAUCAGAUGGCGGUGAUAUCAAUGGCGGUGAUUUCAGUGCACAGGGCGCUGGAGCACUUUUAUUGCGCAGGGCGCUGGAGCACUUUUAUCUUGUCAAUAAGAAUUUCCCAUCUUAUCCCACCUUUCCCCUCCCCACCCCUUCUCUCCCCAUCUCCCCCAUUCAGAUGGCCGUGAUAUCAGUGCGCAGGGCGCUGGAGCACUUUUAUCUUGCUCGAACCGUGUCUGCCCGCUGGCUGUGGAAGCUGACCAAGGAUCCCACCCAGUCAGCCAUUCGCAAGGUGGGCAGGGGUCUCACAGGCUCCCCUCUAAUCAAAUCCGUUACAAUCACCAACGUCAGAGCACACUUCCUGAGCCCACUAUCCAGUGUAGCAGUGCAGCUUAUAACGGAUACCUUCACCGCCUUCCACCGCCUACUCUUCCCACCACCACCACCACAAGCGGGUCAGGGGCUCGCUAUAAGCCCUGUGAGGGCCACAGGAGUGCAGAUCGUGUGGCUAGUAAAGCGAACGCUGAGCUAUUCUCUCAAGCUCGUGUUCUCUACCGCCUCUGGAGCGCUGCUGUCGGCCGUGUGUGUGCGAUACGUGGGGCCGUGGACCACAAGCUAUGCCUACAUCCUGGGAGACAUGCUUGUCUACCAGACUGCCUCGACUCUCAUCGACCCUCUGCUUUUUUCUGCCACCACUUAG
Messenger RNA from Closterium sp. NIES-65, 2040 nucleotides. The record is from the annotation of a GenBank genome assembly. Lineage: Eukaryota; Viridiplantae; Streptophyta; Zygnematophyceae; Desmidiales; Closteriaceae.